Molecule: messenger RNA, 3021 nt
Organism: Entelurus aequoreus (snake pipefish)
Lineage: Eukaryota; Metazoa; Chordata; Actinopteri; Syngnathiformes; Syngnathidae
Gene: adam17b
Product: ADAM metallopeptidase domain 17b
Exons: 18
Coding region: 173-2563 (796 amino acids)
Biological process (GO): Notch signaling pathway; membrane protein ectodomain proteolysis
Cellular component (GO): plasma membrane
Molecular function (GO): metalloendopeptidase activity
Source: RefSeq, a predicted model, not a curated record
CUGACUUUCUCUGGUUAACUUGUCAGCUGUGCGUUUUCCUGGUUUGUUAAUGGCUUUGCGCUCAACAAAAGCCCAACGAAACAGGAACACAAAAUACUUAAAAUGUAGUCUCAGUCGUCUUCUCACCACCUAAAACAAAAGUGACUUUUUUUUACAAGCAACAACAAUCAACAUGUUGCUCUUUUUUCUUUUGCUUUUUACGCAAAGUGACGCAUCGCCGAAAUCAGAAGACUCACAACUCUCCUCCCUUAGGUCCAUGUUGGACGACUUUGAUGUGCUGACGCCGUCAAGUGUUCAGGCUCACUCGGUCCGCCGCCGCGAUCUUCUCACCAGUCACAUGGAGAAAGAGAUCAGCUUCCACGCCCUGCAAAGACACUUCCGUCUCUACCUGAGGACCAAUGACCACAUCUUCACUGAAGACUUUCGUGCGUUGGUGGUGGACGCUGACGGGGAGCACGGUUACCACAUCAACAGACAACACUUCUUCACGGGACACGUCAUUGGAGAAGAGAACUCUCGCGUUCAGGCGCACAUGGACGAGCGCGACUUCUCCGCCCACAUCGUGAUACAGGGGACAGAGUUUAAUGUGGAGCCUUUGUGGAGGUUCACGGCACCCUCUGAUGGACGUCUGCUCAUCUACCGCUCUGACCACAUCCGGAAUCUCAGCCAACUGGGGCGGCCAUCUGUCUGUGGCUACGUGAACUCUGACCCUCGCCACCUGCUUCCUGAAGGCGUGGGCGCCAUGGAGGACGAGGAGGAGGAAGAGUGCACGUGGAGGGCAAGACGCAGUGUGCACGAGCACCAGAAAAACACCUGUCCCCUGCUGCUGGUGGCCGACUAUCGCUUCUUCAAGCACAUGGGGCGCAUGGAAGAGAGCACCACUCUCAACUACCUGAUUGAGCUCAUCGACCGCGUGGACGACAUCUACAGAAACACUACGUGGGAUGACGAGUUCUCCGGCUACGGCGUCCAAAUCCAGCAGAUCAUCAUCGAGAAGACACCCACCGCUGUGGAGCCAGGAACGAGCCACUUCAACAUGGCGGGAAGUCCAGUGGCAGGUCGAGACGUGUGGGACGUCAAGCGUCUUUUGGAGCAGUUCAGCGUGGACGUGGCGGAGAAGGCAGCCAACGUGUGCCUGGCGCACCUUUUCACCUACCAGGACUUUGAUGAGGGCACGCUGGGCCUCGCUUACGUGGCCCCCAAAAAACCCGACAUCCCAGGCGGUCUGUGCUCCAAAGGGUGUCCAUCUUCCAACGAGCGCGUCAUCUACCUCAACACGGGUCUGACCAGCACCAAAAACUACGGCAAGACCAUCCUGACAAAAGAAGCCGACCUGGUGACCACACAUGAGCUGGGACACAACUUUGGGGCCGAGCAUGACCCGGACAACGUUCCUUACUGCGCCCCUCGGGAGGACCAAGGCGGAAAAUAUGUCAUGUACCCCAUCGCUGUGAGUGGCGACCACAUCAACAACAAGGUCUUCUCCAACUGCUCCAAGCACUCCAUUGUGAAGCGUCUCCGGUCCAAGGCGGCAUCCUGUUUCAAAGAGAGGACAGUCAACGUGUGCGGGAACUCGCGUGUGGAACACAGCGAGGAGUGUGACCCGGGCCUGCUGCACAUCAACUCUGACCCCUGCUGCACCGCCGAGUGCCGCCUACGGCCUGGUGCAGAUUGCAGCGACCGGAACAGCGCCUGCUGUAAGAAGUGUCAGCUGGAGGCGGCGGGCGAAGUGUGCCAGGAGCCCAUCGAUGCCACCUGCAAGGGUCACUCCUACUGCACAGGGUCCAAUAAAGACUGUCCUCCGCCGCAGAACGCUCCAGACAAAACAUCCUGCUUGGACAGCGGCGAGUGUCAGGACGGCGAGUGUGUCCCUUUCUGUCUCGCCGUCCUCAAGCUGCAGCCCUGCGCCUGCAAUGAGACCAACGCUUCCUGUAAGGUGUGCUGUCGCGGAAAUGGCGGUGUGUGCGCUCCCUACCGGGACACGGCGGGUCAUUUCCUGUUCCUGCGUAAAGGCAAACCGUGCACGGUGGGCUUCUGUGACGGAGCGGGGAAGUGCAUGAAGCAGGUGCAGGACGUGGUGGAGCGUCUUUGGGACUUUAUCGAAAAGCUGGACAUCAACACCUUCGCCAAGUUCCUGGCUGACAACAUUGUGGGCUCCGUGGUGGCGUUCUCCCUUCUCUUGUGGAUCCCAUUAAGUGUGCUCGUGCACUGCGUGGACAAGAAACUGGAUCAGCAGUACGCGCAGACCACCAAGUCUCUCUUCUUCCCCAGCAACGCAGAACUCCUGAGCAGCCUGGAAUGUGCUUCCGUGCGGAUCUUCAAACCUUCCAGCCAGACUUCUGGCGGCCCACGUUUCCGAGCAUCCAGCCCUGCCCCCCCGGACAGCCCCCGCAUGGCCACCAUCGCGGAGUACCCCAGCUUUGACGAGGAGGCGCUGCAGGAGGCGUUUGGGCGGCCGCAGAGAUCAGCGCCCCGUUCCUUCGAGGACCUGACGGAGCCAAGUGUGGCGCUCAGAAAACUAGGAGAGAAGCGUCACGUGGACUCCAAGGAGACACAGUGCUGAGCAGUCAUUUAGAGACGUUGAAGUUAGCGGUGUUGCCAUGGUAACACACAAGCUUAUAUUAAAAGAAAGACAAAAAAUGUGUGGUUUUACUUUAUUCAACAAAGUAGAAACAAAACGUGAAAAAAAAGUCACAUCAUAGGUGGUCUCUCAGAGGGUGGGGCAAAGUGCGUCGUAGAGCCGAUGCACAGCGACUUCCAACAUCUCCCUCAAAGACUCGUCAUCCGUGCACGUUACAACCUGCGGGUCAGCGUAGCUUAGCAUGGAGACUGGAAGCAGGCUAGCUAGCAGCUAUUGACAACUUAAACACUGACACUCACUCUGCUCUCUGGAUCGAUGAUCGCUGACACGCCGUCCACGCUGAUCGUUAAAUUUUUCUCGUCUUUGACAUGUACGCAGUCGUCUCCAAACAUGUCGCUACAAAAACAGUCAUUGGUUCAUUUGUCAUCAAUAAACACCUG